CUGUCUUCAUGACUGGUGUCCAGUCUCGCCGUAUCCACUUUUCUCAGGGGGAUCAGAUCGGAGAAGCUGGGGGUCUUCCCCCAGUCGGAGGCACCAGUCGGAGCCCCCGGCAGCCCCACCCCUUAUCUGCUUUUCCCGCGACCAGGCCAGAGCUGUUACCUUCUUUCUACCGCACUUAGGGGGUGGGGGCUAGAACUGGGCAGAAGGGAUCACGCAGAGGGCAGGAGCUGUGUGCGGAGGCUGGGGUGGGGGUGGGGACAGCUCCACCUGUUGCUGCCGCCUGAGCAGCGCUGGCCUGAUGGGACGGCCCCUCCUCUCUGUGCCCCCCCCCCCCCCAUAGUUCCCAUCCAUUGUCAUCAACUGUCUCAGCACUGCUAUAUUUAAGGCCCAUGCAGGCUCCAGGAUCACAUUCUUCUUCCAGUCCCCGCUGAGCCCAGGGCAAGAAGGAACCGAAGUCCCUCCCAUCCUCUGGAAUCUUCUCUCCAGAGACGCCUAAGUGGGCACAGCUGCUUCUGUUGUUGCUCUCGCAGCCAUGACUCUGCCCCACAGCCCCGGAAAUGUGGGGGAGCCCCGGCCCCCCCAGGCCGCGGAGGUCGUCCACCGGCUGGAGCACCGCCAGGAGGAGGCGCACAAGGAGGAGCGGCAGCACCACCUGCACAUGGGUUCCUCAGUGCGGAGGAGAACCUUCCGCACCAGCGAGGAAGAGUUUCAGUUCACCGCCGCAGACUACGCCCUCGCAGCAGCCCUGGCUCUGACAGCCUCCUCAGAGACAUCUUGGGAGGCCCAGCUGAGGCGCCAGACCUCUGCGGUGGAGCUGGAGGAGCGAGGGCAGAAGCGGGUGGGCUUCGGCAAUGACUGGGAGAGGACGGAGAUCGCCUUCCUUCGGACCCAGUGGCUGCUGCGCCAGAGACGCGACCGAAAGGCACUGAGACGACGGACGGAGGAGAAGGUCCGGGAGGCCAAGGAGCUGAGAGAGCUGUGUUCCGGCCGGGGGCCCUGGUUCUGGAUCCCUCUGCGCUCCCAUGCCGUCUGGGAGCACACCACAGUUCUGCUGACCUGCACUGUCCAGGCCUCGCCUCCACCCCAGGUCACCUGGUACAAAAACGACAUGCGAAUCGAUCCCCGCCUCUUCCCCGCCGGAAAGUACCGAAUCACCAACAACUAUGGGCUGCUGACGCUGGAGAUCAGGAGAUGCACCAUUGAGGACGCAGCCACCUACACAGUGAAGGUGAAGAAUGCAUAUGGCCAGGCCUCCUCCUUCGCCAAGGUCCUCGUCCGAACCUACGUGGGGAAGGAUGCUGGCUUCGAUUCGGAGAUCUUUAAAAGACUGAUGUUUGGCCCCAGCGUGGAAUUCACAUCGGUGCUGAAGCCGGUCUUUGCCCGAGAGAAGGAACCCUUCUCCCUGUCCUGCUUAUUUUCGGAUGAUGUGUUAGAUGCUGAGCAGAACAUCCAGUGGUACCGAGAUGGGAGACUACUGAGACCCUCGGGUCGCCGACAGAUCCUCUACGCAGACCGCCAGGCAUUCCUGAAGGUGUCCUGUGCCUACAAGGAGGAUGAGGGGCUCUAUACCGUCCAGGUGACUUCGCCCUUCGGGCCCCAGGAUCAGAGCGCCUAUGUGUUUGUGAGAGAUGCGGCAGCCGAGAAGCCGGGGGCCCCAGGCUCCCCUCUGAACGUCCGCUGCCUGAAUGUGAACAGAGACUGCCUCAUCCUGACCUGGACCCCGCCCAGCGACACCCGGGGCAGCCCCAUCACCGGCUACUCCAUCGAGCGGUGCCAGGGCGAGUCUGGGCAGUGGGUGCCCUGCCACGAGGCCCCCAGUGGGACCUGCCGGUGCCCUAUCCAAGGCCUCAUCGAAGGCCAGAGCUAUCGGUUCCGGGUGAGAGCCGUCAGCAGAGCGGGCCCCAGCCUCCCCUCCAAGGCUUCAGAACUGGUUGUCAUGGGCGACCAUGACGAAGCCCGGAGAAAGAAAGAGAUCCCCUUUGACCUGGGAAACAAGAUCACGGUCAGCACAGAUGAUUUUGAAGACUUUGUGACCAUCCCCUUACCUCCGACCAAUGUCCACGCCAGUGAGAUCCGUGAUGCCUACGUGGUUCUGGGCUGGGAUGAGCCAAGGCCUCGGGGCAAAGCCCCACUGACAUACUCUCUGGAGAAGUCGGUCAUAGGUAGUGGCACCUGGGAGGCCAUCAGCUCAGAAACUCCUGUGAAAUCCCCAAGAUUCGCCCUUUUGGAUCUGGAGAAAGGGAAGUCCUAUGUCUUCAGAGUGCGAUCAAUAAACCAGUAUGGCAUGAGUGAUCCAUCCGAGCCCAGCGAGCCCAUCGCUUUGAAGGGGAAGCCAGCUACUCUGCCUCCUCCAGCUCAAGUUCAAGCGUUCCGAGACACGCAGACCUCUGUGUCCCUGACCUGGGACCCGCUGAAAGGCCACCCAGAGCUCCUGGGCUAUUACAUCUACUCCCGGGAGGCAGGAUCAUCUGAGUGGCAAACGGUUAACAACAAACCCAUCCAGGGCAACAAGUUUACGGUCCCUGGGCUGAGGACGGGGAAAGAGUACGAGUUUUGUGUCCGAUCAGUCAGCGAGGCUGGGGUAGGUGAGAGCUCAGCGACCACCGAACCCAUCAGGGUCAAGCAGGCUCUGGCCACGCCAUCUGCCCCAUAUGAUUUCGCUCUCCUGAGCUGUGGGAAAAAUGACAUGGUCAUUGGGUGGAAGCCCCCCAAGCGUCGUGGAGGCGGCAAGAUCCUGGGCUACUUCCUGGACCAGCACGACUCAGAGGAGCUGGACUGGCACCCGGUCAACCAGCAGCCCAUCCCCACCCGGGUCUGCAAGAUCAGUAACCUUCGUGAAGGCCACUUCUACGAGUUCCGUGCCCGGGCGGCAAACUGGGCAGGUGUUGGCGAGCUGUCGGAGCCCAGCAGCCUGUUUGAGUGCAAAGAGUGGACGAUGCCCCAACCAGGCCCCCCGUAUGACGUGCAGGCGUUCGAGGUGCGGGCCACCUCCCUGAUGUUGAAGUGGGAGCCCCCCCUUUACACCGGGGCUGGGCCGGUCACAGGCUACCUCGUCAGUGUCCAGGAAGAAGGCUCUGAACAGUGGCAGCCAGUCACCCCAGACCGCAUCUCUGGCACCCACCUGAGGGUCUCUGACUUGCAAGCAGGAAAGAGGUACAGGUUCCAGGUUCAGGCCGUGAAUUCAGCGGGUCCGGGACAGCCAUCCAUGCCCACCGACCCCAUACUCCUGGAAGACAAGCCAGAUGCCCGAGAGAUCGAGGUUGGUGUGGAUGAAGAGGGCUUUAUCUACUUGGCUUUCGAAGCCCCCGAGGCCCCUGACUCGUCAGAGUUUCAGUGGUCCAAGGACUACAAGGGCCCGCCAGACCCCCAGAGGGUCAAGGUCGAGGAGAAAGCUAACAAGUCCAAGGUCAUCCUGAAAGAGCCUGGCCUUGAGGAUUUGGGCACCUACUCAGUAGUGGUCACCGAUGCUGACGAAGACAUCUCGGCCAGCCACACGCUGACUGAGGAAGAGUUGAACAAGCUGAAGAAGUUGAGCCAUGAGAUCAGAAACCCAGUGAUCAAGCUGAUCUCUGGCUGGAACGUUGACAUCCUCGAGCAAGGAGAGGUGCGGCUGUGGCUGGAAGUGGAAAAGUUAUCUCCUGCCGCUGAGCUGCAUCUAAUCUUCAACGAGAAGGAGAUCUUCAGCUCACCGAACCGCAAAAUCAAUUUUGACCGAGCGAAGGGCCUGGUGGAAGUGAUCAUCCAGAACUUGUCGGAGGAUGACAAAGGAUCCUAUACUGCUCAGCUCCAGGAUGGAAAAGCCAAAAACCAGAUCACCCUGGCCCUGGUGGAUGACGAUUUUGACAAACUUCUGCGGAAAGCGGACGCUAAGAGGAGAGACUGGAAGAGAAAACAAGGUCCCUAUUUCGAGGAGCCCUUGCAGUGGAAGGUCACAGAAGACUGCCAAGUGCUGCUGACAUGCAAGGCAACCAACACCAAGAAGGAAACCUGCUUCCAGUGGUUCUUCCAGAAGAAAGAGACACCGGACGGUCAGUACGACCCACAGACUGGAGUGGGAAUCCUGUGCAUCGAGGAGCUGUCCAAAGAGGACAAGGGAAUGUAUAGAGCAACGGUUUCUGACAAUCGAGGGGAGGAUGACACCAUACUGGACCUCACAGGUGAAGCCCUGGAUGCCAUCUACACUGAGCUGGGCAGGAUUGGUGCCCUCUCUGCAACCCCGCUGAAAAUCCAGGGGACCGAAGAGGGGAUCCGGAUCUUCAGCAAGGUCAAGUACUACAAUAUCCAGUACAUGAAAACCACCUGGUUCCACAAAGAAAAACGCCUGGAGAGUGGUGAUCGGGUGAGGGCUGGCACCACCCUGGAUGAGAUCUGGCUCCACAUCCUGGACCCCAAGGACUCAGACAAGGGCAAAUACACCCUGGAGAUAGCCGCCGGGAAGGAUACCCGGCAGCUCUCAACUGAUCUCUCGGGACAAGCUUUUGACGACGCCUUGGCUGAGCACCAGAGGCUGAAAGCCUUGGCCAUCAUUGAGAAGAAUCGUGCCAAGGUGGUGAGGGGCCUGCCAGAUGUAGCCACCAUCAUGGAAGAUAAGACCCUGUGCCUGACCUGUGUCAUCUCGGGAGACCCCACCCCUGAAAUCUCUUGGCUGAAGAACGACCAGCCUGUCACCUUCCUUGACCGCUACCACAUGGAGGUGAAGGGGUCGGAGGUCACCAUCACCAUCGAAAGAGUCAACAGUGAGGACAGUGGGCGUUACGGCGUCUUCGUCAAGAACAAGUAUGGCUCCGAGACGGGCCAGGUCACCAUCAGCGUGUUUAAACAUGGGGAGGAGGCCAAGGUGCUAGAGAAAAUGAGAGAGCGUGUUCAGACACAGCCUGAGGCCUAGUGUGCAUGGCCUGGGAGGGUCAACCCAUGGGUCACAGCCUGGCACAGGCCUCUGGGCCGGGCAGGGGGGAAGGGGACAGGGUGGAACCCAGGACGGGGGGUGAGAGUGCAGUGGGUACACUAAAGCGCAGAGGCCAAGACCUUGCUGGGGUCCCGAGGGGUCUCGGGGUAGCGAGAUGGGCACUGGACUUGGAAUGGAGAAUUACACACAAGACCCCACUCCAAGUCCAAACUGGCCGUGCACCUUGCCUAUCUCAUCUGCUAAAUGGGAACUCCUACUCCGAGGAAUUGUUUAUGAAAACGCUUUAUGGUUGACACAACCGGGGGUGUCUGUUGGCAUCUAGUAGGUAGAGGCCAAGGACGCUACUAAACCACAGCCGCCCCCCCCCCCCCCACAUAGAAUUAUCAGACCCCAAAGGACAGUGGUGCUGAGGUUCAUGAGUCCUGCCAUAAACCCAUAGAUCGCCACGUCCCCCCUUAGGGGUCUAUAGUUUCAAUUCACUGAAGUUCAACAAACACUCUUCUGAGGUCCCUAUGUGCCAGGCUGAGAAUAUCCCUGGAACCACAAAGAUAGUUGAGAUGCAGGCCCUGCCCUCGAGGCUUUAGCCCAGCAGGAGAGACAGACCUGGAUAUAAAAGACUCCAGGACAAGGCAGAGAAGGAUGACAAAACAGAUCCAAAGAAAGUGCCCCCAGAGGUCAGAGGAGGGAGAUAGGUGUUCGUCCCAGUGGGGGAAGGUGGGCUUUAAAACACCUUCACAGGACUAGUGGAAUUGGAGUUGGACACUGGAAAGUGAGUCCAAUUUGGCCACGGUAUUGAGAGGAGGACAUUUCAGGAUGCCGCUGCCUCAGUGGCCUUGUCCUCCAGGCUGGAGAGGUGGAGAACCUCGGGACCUCCUCCAGCUUGGGGCCUCUGCCUGGCGCGGCCCAUACUGGUUGGCCUUGUCGGCUGGACCUCAGCACAGAGCCGGUCGUGCCGCCGCACUCCAAUCUCCUUCUUUUUUAAAAAUGAGAUGUGGAGGGAGUGGGGUUUAUAAAAUGAUAGAUGCGUGUUGUAAUAUUUUGGAAAAACCCUGAAAAUGAUAGAGGAGAAAAUAAAAAUCAUCAACACUCCCAACAGCAGGAGAUAA
This is a messenger RNA of Leopardus geoffroyi (Geoffroy's cat), 6012 nucleotides long. It is a transcript of the gene MYOM3, whose product is annotated as myomesin 3. The transcript is spliced from 37 exons. The coding region runs from base 533 to 4885 and encodes 1450 amino acids. Gene Ontology annotation, molecular function: protein binding. The record is from RefSeq and is a predicted model, not a curated record. Lineage: Eukaryota; Metazoa; Chordata; Mammalia; Carnivora; Felidae.